ACAAGGUAAUUACUGUUGCACAAAAGGGAUUGGUCAUUAAUAAUCUCAUUUCCCAGAUGUUAUUUGAUACAUACUAUAAAUAAUAUUAUUUCCAAUAUAGUGUGCCCUUUGUACUUAUAAACACAAAAACUAUCUUCAGACAGCAAGAAUUCUAAUUCUUGAAAUAAACAUGCCCUCAAAUUGUAGUUUAAGACAAAAUAAAUAUGCUUAUCAUGUUUUAAUUCAGUUGAAUUUCAGAAGAUCUAAGGAAUUUAUGGAAAGAGAAAUUAGAGUGAGUUAAGCAUUAGAGUAGUUAGGUAGCUCUUGAACUUUAAACUUCCAUAUCACAGUACAAAGUUGUUUCUAAGAUAAGAAAUAGAAUAAAUUCUCUCCUAACGACAGACCUGGACGCUGAAUACCUUGAGGCUCACUCAACUGAGAUCAUGGCAUUUGAUGGUACUUGGAAGGUAGACCGGAGUGAGAACUAUGACAAGUUCAUGGAAAAAAUGGGUAUUAAUGUACUGAAAAGGAAGGUUGCAGCUCAUGACAAUUUGAAACUGAUAAUUACACAAGAAGGAAAUAAAUUCACAGUCAAAGAAUCAAGCAUUUUGCGAGAUGUUGAAAUUGUUUUUGAACUUGGUGUCACCUUUAAUUACAGCCUCGCAGACGGAACUGAACUCAGUGGAACCUGGAACCUUGAGGGAAAUAAACAAGUUGGAAAAUUCAAACGGCUAGACAAUGGAAAGGAACUGAAUGCUGUCCGAGAAAUUAUAGACGGCGAACUAGUCCAGACUUACAUGUAUGAAGGAGCAGUAGCCAAGAGGAUCUUUAAAAAGCAAUGAGCAUCAUUCUUGGAGCACAAAUACAAAUUAGACGGAAGAUCUAUAUUGUAUCAGAGCUGUUUUUCUCUCCCCAUCAAGGUUACUGACUGAUCAAUCCUUUUACACACAUCGGUAUAUGUCCAUUAUUGUCAAAGCAAAAGAAGUAAAAGCUAAUUAGGAUUUAAUUUUUUUUUAAUUCUCUAAGAUAUGCAUUUAUCAAUGUUUAAAAGAAUUUGUGACAUUUUUAAAAACACAAGAAUAAAUAUUGUUAAUAUUGUUCCCAUGUUGCUUUCUAGGUAGCCUUUCCUUUAAAUAAAAAAAAAAAAACAACAAUGUGAUAUAUGCAUUGAUAUAGACUUUUUUUUCUUUUCACAUUUGGCAAACUAAAACCAUGGGCUAUAUGGGGCUCUUUAAAAUCUUUACUGGUGGUGACUAAUUUUCUUGGUAACAUUUAUUGUUAUAAAAGUAACAUAUGUUCAAUCAGAAAACUUUGAAAUAAGAAAAGCAAAUGCAAAAUAAAUAUUUCCAUAAACCCACAAUCCAGAGAUAAUUACAAUUCAUUCUGAUUUGGAUAGAUAUCCUCCCAGUUCUCUUUUCCGGGUGUAGAUAUUUCCCAGUACAUAUACCACUUUGAAUAAGAUGACAGGAAACAAAUGAUGUGCUAA
Molecule: messenger RNA, 1465 nt
Organism: Microcebus murinus (gray mouse lemur)
Lineage: Eukaryota; Metazoa; Chordata; Mammalia; Primates; Cheirogaleidae
Gene: FABP2
Product: fatty acid binding protein 2
Molecular function (GO): lipid binding
Source: RefSeq, a predicted model, not a curated record